AUCUCAAUGCGAAUGGAAAUUGAGAAAAAGUUCUCAAGCGAAAAGGAUGCAGUCUACUCGCUUCUGAACAGUUUUGUUUUUCUCCGGUUUUUAGUGACUUGCAUUUUAAACCCCAAAAAGUUUGGAGUUUGUUUGUCCAUCUCAGACGACAAACUGAAACUUGCCGCACGGAAUUUGGAGCUGAUAGGCAAAACUUUACAGGGGAUAGUCAAUAUGCUUCCGAUGGGCUUGAAGGAGGCUUAUUUGGGGGUUCUGAAUCCCCUCGCAGCUCGGCUAAUACCAGAAAUGAAACUUUUUAUUGAUAGAAUUUCCACGGAUCACGGCAAUACUAAGAUGCCAUCGCUGGAGAAUCUCAUUUGUCCGUGCAAUACAAUUGAAAAAGUGAAAGUCGGCGUUCAAGAUGGCGAAACUUUUGCAAAACACCUUUCCAAACUUUCCCGGGUUUUCUAUCAAGCACGCGAAAGAGUCUAUGCAAGCAAUAUGGUUAGAAAAAUUCCUGCCUUGAAGGGGCCGUUGAGCGAUAUUUUCAGUGUUCUUGAAAAAAUUUACGAUUAAAGCCAGGCCGUUAAUUAAUUUAGAAUGAACAUUAACUACGAAAAUGAAAAGUUUCUCGCUGAUAAAUGU
Zophobas morio is the source of this 624-nucleotide messenger RNA. RefSeq names its product ras GTPase-activating protein 1-like. NCBI's taxonomy places the organism in Eukaryota, Metazoa, Arthropoda, Insecta, Coleoptera, Tenebrionidae. The transcript has 8 exons. Gene Ontology annotation, biological process: regulation of GTPase activity. The coding region runs from base 7 to 555 and encodes 182 amino acids. The record is from RefSeq and is a predicted model, not a curated record.